Branchiostoma belcheri (Belcher's lancelet) is the source of this 1227-nucleotide messenger RNA. Its product is annotated as dnaJ homolog subfamily C member 27-like. The record is from RefSeq and is a predicted model, not a curated record. Bases 351 to 1148 code for a protein of 265 amino acids. Gene Ontology annotation, molecular function: GTP binding; GTPase activity. Lineage: Eukaryota; Metazoa; Chordata; Leptocardii; Amphioxiformes; Branchiostomatidae. The transcript has 7 exons.
UCGUACUCCGGAUCCAGAUUUGGAUCGAGCCGGUUGGGAAAUGAUGUGAUUUUGUUGUUCCGCGCUGAAAACAACGAUUUGGGGCGUUAAAACUCUACUUUCUCUCAACUAACGACAGAUUUCUUGUGUCUCAAAUCCUUGCCAACAGAAAAGUUACACGAUUUUUGCUCGUAACAUUCCCAGGUGUCGUCGGCAAACGUAGAACAACGUUUCCCGUGUUGGUGUGAAGUCGUAACAACAUCUGGAAGUAGUCUUGGCUACUAUUUCAUGGAUUAUUUCCAAGGAACCGUGUCCCGCUGACCAGGAUUUCUUACAAGGAUCACCGAAGGUUUCUUUAAGACUCUCCCGAUAUGGAUUCUAAGGCGAAGCGGCCGCUGAGAGUCAAAGUCAUCAGUAUGGGCAACUCGGAAGUCGGAAAGAGUUGCAUCAUCAAGAGAUAUUGUGAGAAACGGUUUGUGCACAAGUACCUGGCUACAAUCGGGAUCGACUAUGGAGUAACAAAGGUCAAAAUCAAGGACAGAGAUGUCAAGGUCAACAUAUUCGACAUGGCAGGACAUCCAAUAUUUUAUGAGGUGAGAAAUGAGUUCUAUAAGGACACCCAGGGAGCCAUCCUGGUGUACGACUGCUCCAGUAAGGAGAGUUUCGAGGCGCUGGACACCUGGUUAAACGAGAUGAAGAGAGAGAUUGGCAACCCUGCUGAGAUCGAGAAUGUGGUGUUCUGUGUCUGCGCCAACAAGACUGACAGACAGAAGAGAACAGUAGAUGAGGCUGAGGGGAGGAUAUGGGCAGACACGCACGGCUGUUACUACUUUGAGACAUCGGCACAGACAGGAGAGGGCAUCAAUGAAAUGUUUCAGACGUUAUUCUCUACGAUAGUUGAAGCCUGUGAGAAUGGCGGGAAGCCUCCCUCCAUCAGCACCAGUCUGGGGUACACUAAGGAACAAGCCGAGGCCAUCCAGAGACUUAAGAACAGCAAGUCUGACUGGGAGAGACUAGGACUCUACCCUGGGUCUUCUAAGGAUGAGAUCAACAAAGCCUAUAGAAGACUGGCCGUGUUGCUUCAUCCGGACAAGAACGUGGCACCAGGCAGCGAGGAGGCCUUCAAGAUCCUCGUCAGCGCCAGAACAGCGCUGCUACGAGGGAAAUAGCCCCACCUAGCAAGCUCAGGAAGAACUGCAACAGUUGACACAUGAUUCUGCAACAAGUUUAAACUGUCAUUUCCAGCAC